This is a messenger RNA of Candidozyma haemuli, 786 nucleotides long. It is a transcript of the gene DOT5, whose product is annotated as thioredoxin peroxidase. The record is from RefSeq and is a predicted model, not a curated record. The coding region runs from base 1 to 786 and encodes 261 amino acids. NCBI's taxonomy places the organism in Eukaryota, Fungi, Ascomycota, Pichiomycetes, Serinales, Metschnikowiaceae. Gene Ontology annotation, cellular component: cytoplasm. The transcript has a single exon. Gene Ontology annotation, molecular function: thioredoxin peroxidase activity. Gene Ontology annotation, biological process: cell redox homeostasis; cellular response to oxidative stress.
AUGCCUGCCCGUCGUCGUUCUGCCCGUGUUGCUUCUCGUGAAGAGCCAGUGGCCAAGAAGCCAAAGACUGAAGCUGCUGAGGAGACUGAAUCCACCAAGACGCCUGAAUUGGAGGUGGGCGAUGAGCUUCCUUCGUUGAAGCUUUUGGAUAACGAAGAGAACGAAGUCGAUGUGAGUGAAGUGGCUAAGAAUUCAAAGUACUUGGUCAUUUUCGCCUACCCCAAGGCUCUGACCCCAGGUUGUACCAGACAAGCCUGUGGUUUCCAGAAAUCCUACCAGAGCUUUGUUGAUAACGAUACGAAGGUAUUUGGAUUGUCUACUGAUAGCCCUAAGGCUCAACAGAACUUCGUGGAUAAACAGGGUUUGAAGUAUCCCUUGUUAUCUGACCCAAAGAGAGAGUUGAUUGGCCUUUUGGGUGCAAAGAAGAGCCCUUCAGGCACGAAGAGAUCCCAUUGGAUCUUUGUGGAUGGUAAACUUGCCGUUAAAAAGGUUCAGGUUUCGCCAGAGGACUCUUUCACUACUUCUUUGAAGGACAUUGAGGGCUUUGUAGCCAAGAAUGGCGGUGUGAAGCCAGAAGCUAAGGUGGAGGAGAAGGAAGAUGCCAAGCCAGAGGAUUCCAAGCCAGAGGAGCCAGAGACCAAGCUUGAAGAAAAAGCAGUUCCAGUGGCAGAGCCAGAGGCCAAGCUGGAGGUCGAAAAGCCAGCCACUGAAACAGAUACCCAACCAGAAGCUCAACCAGUAGCUCAACCGGAGGCUCAACCAGAGACCAAACCAGAAACUGAAUAG